Fusarium proliferatum ET1 is the source of this 774-nucleotide messenger RNA. RefSeq lists its product as uncharacterized. Bases 1 to 774 code for a protein of 257 amino acids. The transcript is spliced from 2 exons. The record is from RefSeq and is a predicted model, not a curated record. Lineage: Eukaryota; Fungi; Ascomycota; Sordariomycetes; Hypocreales; Nectriaceae.
AUGCAGCUGAGUUGGGUGUCUCUUCUGGUGGUUUCACUCGCCAGCCGAGCAGUUUGUCAAACGCGAUUCGUUAAUCCCCCACCAUGGGAUCCAGAGGACGACGGCAAUCGAGAUUUCAGCAACAACCGACGCUACAAGGAUGGCGAUGAUGUCAAGAUCCGUCUCCAUAUGAAAUCGUACGGUGAUUAUUUUCCAGAGGUACAUGUUUGGCAGGUGAAUCCUGCCAACCAGAAUAGAUCGGAACAUAAGCAAGUGGCCGAGGACGUUCAUUCCAAAACCACUUUCUGGAAGGCCGAGUAUGACAUGGCCCGCCAUUUGAGACACGGCGAAGACGCUGUUUACCGGUUUGGAUUGCUUAGAUAUGGUCAGACCAAGUCAACUGUGAAUUCCACAUACUUCAAUGUCAGCAUGCCGGAUAAUUGGAGGCCCAACCUCCCCUCAGCCUCAGGUACAACAAGCUUGGUACAAGAGUCACCCACCUCGCAAUCCACCACUCAAUCCACUACCCAACCCGGUCCCGAGUUUACAGCCACUGAGAAGCCCUCCCGCGAAGAAGGAAAACCAAGUAAAAAGUCCGGAUUGACAGGUCCUGAAGUUGUAGGUAUCACUGUUGGCGCAUGCUUUGCUUUCGUCCUAAUACUGUUCGGUUCCUGUUGGGGGUAUAACCGGAUGAGAGUGUCAAGGCAGCUACAAAAGUCGCACGAGUUUGAACUCAGAAACAUGGAACGCGAAGUGCGCGCCUUGAAGGAUACGGUAUCAAGAAUUGGUGCUUGA